This is a messenger RNA of Anopheles merus, 1814 nucleotides long. RefSeq names its product AT-rich interactive domain-containing protein 1A-like. Bases 264 to 1814 code for a protein of 516 amino acids. Lineage: Eukaryota; Metazoa; Arthropoda; Insecta; Diptera; Culicidae. The record is from RefSeq and is a predicted model, not a curated record. The transcript has 7 exons.
AAAACACACGAUGAUGGUGGUGGUGAUGUUGUGAUAUCGCGGUCCACCGACGACACCGGAUCAAUUUUCCUGAAAUAAAACAAAAAAAAAACAGGCUCGCCCGUCUGGCCCAGUAGACAGAGUGGGCGGUAGAGCCGACGGGGGGGGGGGGACACAUCAUUAUCAUCGCCAUCGUCUGCGGCAAUUAUUGUGUCGUCGUCGGUCGUUCCUGCUGCUGUUCUCGCUUGUCAUCGCCAUCCACCGCCUAACCGAAUCCAAUCAACAUGGAAUGGAUACCACGAGGAUUGGCAAACAUUCAUGCUCCAAUACCACUACCCGUACAAUCGAAACUAGCACAGAAGCGUCCCGUCACUAGCCCGGCACCGCCCGUCCUGUCCUCCUCCGCCCAGCAGCAGCAGCAGCAGCUGCUGCACCAUCCGUCUUCCUCGCCACACUCGAACCAUCUGCUAGGCGGCCCGAACCACCAUCUGCCGCCGGGCGCCUCGCCCGGUUUGGUGCCGCCCCCGCAGCAGCAGCAGCAGCAGCAGCAGCAGGCCCCGCUCGGUGUGCCGUCGGUGGCCAGUAGUGGUGGUGGGGGAGGCGGAGGAGGUGGUGGAGCAGGAUCGUUUGCUGCCGCGCUGCGUAAUCUCGCCAAGCAGGCGGACGUCAAGGAAGACGAACCGUCGGGUGCAGGUGGUGGUGGUGGAGGCGGCGGUGGUGCACCAGGGGAGGUGGCAACGGAGGAGGAGGAGGUGGAAUGCAGCUGGACGUCGGGCAACGCGAUGCCAUCGAUGGUGGUGGACAGGCGCGGGGAGGACGCGCGGGGGAACAUUAUCAGCGACGGCGGCAGGAUACGAAGCGGGGACGGGGGGCGGGACAGUCGGGGAGGCGGCGUCGAUGCGGCCAAGAAGCAGCAUCAGCAGCAGCAACGCUCCUCGCCGCAACCACCGGAGAAGAUGCCGCGCCUCAAUCCGCCCAGCUCGAAUACGAUCCAGUCGGAACUGCUGGCCCGAAGCGGAUUUCAACCGUACAGACCGGACGAACGGCUAGCCCAUCCGGCCGGUGCGUUUCCGAUCGAUGCGUACUCGGCGUUCGGCUCCAUUCCCGGCAUGCCACCAGCAAAUCUCUUCAACCCGGCCGCACUGGCGUACCACGAUCCGGCCAUCUAUCUCGAUCCGCGCUACCAGAUGCUGCGGGCCAGCCACCAUUCGGCCGCAGGGCACCCGCUCUACCCGUCGCUACCCUACCCGCCCAACCUGUACGGCAUGCUGCCCGGCAUGGGCAUGCAGAGCAUACACGAGCGCAUGAAGCUGGAGGAGACGCGCGAGGCGGCGAUCGAGCGGGAGAAGGAGCGCGAGCUGCGCGAGCAGCGCGAGCGGGAGCAGCGCGAGAAGGAGCAGCGCGAAAAGGAGCAGCGCGAGAAGGAGGAGCGCGAGCGGCAGCAGCGCGAGAAGGAGCAGCGGGAGCGCGAGCAGCGCGAGAAGAGCGCGCGAGCGGAAGCGGCCCGCGAGCGCGAACGGGAGCGGGAGCGGGAGCGCGAGCGAGAGCGCAUGAUGCACAUGAUGCCCCACUCGCUGCCCCGGCCGUUCUUCUCCAUUCCCGGCCUGCCGCCCGGCCUGUCCGCACCGCUCGGGCUGGGCAUGCGGCCCCAGGGCGGUCCGCUCGGGCUGCCCUCGCACCAUCCGCUGCACCCGUCGCUCGGGCUGAGCAUGGGACUGGGGCUGCCACAAGUGCCGCAGCCGCCGGCCGGCUCGUCGCUCAAUCUGUCGCACCCGUCGGCGGGCAUGGUGCCGCAGCCGCCCCCGCCCGGCAGCGCGCUGGGCCCCCGUCGAUGA